Molecule: messenger RNA, 1718 nt
Organism: Bombus terrestris (buff-tailed bumblebee)
Lineage: Eukaryota; Metazoa; Arthropoda; Insecta; Hymenoptera; Apidae
Product: L-galactose dehydrogenase
Exons: 8
Coding region: 412-1479 (355 amino acids)
Cellular component (GO): cytosol
Molecular function (GO): L-galactose dehydrogenase activity
Source: RefSeq, a predicted model, not a curated record
AGUCCCAUUCUUAUCAUCUUAGCAUUGACUCCUAAGUUUGCGAAUCGUUGGAAAAGAGGAGAUUCAUAAAAAUUCUUCACACGUAACUUGAAAACAGAUUUUAUUUGUUUCUGUAUAAAUAUAAUAGAUAGGUACAUAAAUAGAUCAUAGUUAUAUACGUUAUAUAUAAUCAUAAUCAAAACAAAGUGUAUAUAUAACAUAUAAUCAUUACAUCAUGACAUUAUCAUGACAUUCGAUUCGUGUUAGUAUUGUUUAUUUGUAACUGUUUUUAUUUAUCACCAAUUCGAAAGAAGAUAAUGUUAUCGUGGAAAAUGUCAGUUUCAAAGUGCUCGCGCUCUAUUCAAAGUGUCUUGGUUCUUGAACACCAAAAAUAUAAAAGAAAUAUACUUAUAUUUGAUAGACAUAAGAAUAAUGUGUUUAUUCAAGUGCUCCUUACGCUCUACUGCGAAAAUCGUGCGAUGUACUUUAAGUGUUAAAUAUAAAUCAUCUUAUACAAAUAUGUUACCACCGACAUACGUUGAAGGUUUUCAUGAUUUGGAAGCCGUUAAGGCUAUGGAAUAUAGACCUUUCGGCAAAACCGGAUUGAUGGUCAGCAAAUUAUCAUUUGGUGGCGGACCGCUUGGUUGUCAUUAUGGUACGUAUGAUGAAGAUCAAGCAAUUGAAGCGAUACGUCAAGGAAUAAAACAGGGGAUCAAUUACAUUGAUACCUCACCAUGGUAUGGUCAAGGUCGCUCCGAAGCUACUAUUGGAAAAGCACUGAAAGGCAUUCCACGUAAGGCAUAUUAUAUCGCGACAAAAGUCGGACGAUAUGAAUUAAAUCACGAAAAUAUGUUCAAUUUUUCCAAAGAAAAAACUAGAAAUAGUUUCCUUAAAAGCUUGCAACUUUUGGGUUUGGAUUAUGUCGAUGUCAUCCAAGUUCAUGAUAUCGAAUUUGCACCAAGUUUACACAUAAUAAUUACACAAACCUUACCAGAACUGUCAAUACAAGUUGCGGAGCGCAAGGCAAAGUACAUUGGUAUCACUGGAUAUCCGGUAUCCAUUUUGAAGGAAUGUAUUGAGAAAAGUAAUAUUAAAAUUUCUUGCGUACUGAGCUAUUCAAGGCAUACGCUAAUAGAUAAUACUUUAUCUGAAUAUAUUCCAUUUUUCAAGAAACGUAAUAUUGGUAUAAUUAAUGCUUCUGCGCCAUGUAUGGGACUUCUAACUAGUAAGGGUGCACCAACUUGGCAUCCCGGUUCAGAACAAACGAAAGAAAUAUGUGCAAAUGCUGCUGCAUAUUGUAAGGAUCAUGAUAUAGAAUUAGCCAAGUUAGCAUUAUGGUAUUCUAUGCAAUGCGAAGAUAUUGCUACAUAUUUAGUCGGAAUGCAAAAUUUAAAAGAACUGCAGAUGAACCUUGAUGUUGUUAAAAAUGGAAUUACAGAUAAGGAAAAAAAUGUGCUUCAAGAAAUUCAGGAAAAUUUAUAUAGAAAAAAGCCUAUGUGACUAAAGUCACCUAGUCCUUGUGGAGUGUUAACAGGAUGGGAUUAGAGAGAGGAAAAAAUAGCGCUAAUGGAGGGGGACGAUUUGAAUUCAAAGAGUUAUUGAUCGAGAAGCGUUGAGCGGUUGAUCGGGAGCGUUGAGCGAUUAAUCAAGAAGUGAGAGUGAGUCGAAAGGUCAGAGUUAGUCGAGAAGCCAAAGAGUAGAGUUGUAGAGUUGAGAGAGUCAGCGGAGUUGCCUGAGUU